CGUCUCGCCGCAAGCAGAUCGCAAAGCUUCGUUCAGACGAUGCACUUCGGGAUCUGGCUGAGAUAUACAAGCUAGUCCUGCAAGCUCUGCAUACUUGAACACUGAUCAUCAUGCGCACAGAUUAGCGGCGGUGAGAAUCCUUCGUCAAUCGGUGUUCUCCGUGUCUCCUGAAGUGCAUCAUCUCCCAGUUUACGACCAUCUGUUAUGUCUUCACGAUUCCCACGUUCUUCGCUUCAUCAGCGCGAUCCCCGCGCCUCCUCUUCUCUCUUCGAUUCCUACGGCGGUGGUUCUCGACCCGCCAGCCGCUCACCGGCCAGCGUGGGCGGAUAUAGUUAUGGGAGCUACUCUGCCUCGAAUGCCGAUGGGUACAUGAACGGGGCUCCCACAGGUGGUUUCCGAAAGGCCACCCCAAUGCGAAGUGAGGGCCAAUAUUCCGACGCAGUCCUCGACCAUCUCGAAUCGCAGAAUGACGCUCAGGUCGAGGGUAUCAGUGCGAAAGUCAAGAUGUUGAAGGAUCUUACACUCGCCAUUGGCGAUGAAAUUCGCGAUACAUCUACCAUCUCAGAGUUAAAUGAUGCAUUCGACAACACUCGCGUGCGCCUCCGUGGUAACAUGACUCGCAUGCUCCGAAUGGCCGAGCGUACGGGUGUUGGCUGGCGUGCAUGGCUGGGUUUCUUCCUGGCUGUGUUCCUGAUCUUCGCAUACGUGUGGCUGACUUAGGCCCUACAUCGGACGAACUGCCUACAAUCGGUAAUUCUUGAUACCUCAACCCUGCGACGUUUUCGCUCGCCUCCACAAGCACAGUGCACUCCCCCAUGUACCCUUUGGCCUACGUCUACAUAAUAAGUCAUACCCGUGGGCAUACAUAACUUACUCCCUAUAAUGUCCUCUACUUCACUGCUGCAUAGUCCAUUCUGUGGCGUUCUCCGGCGUUGUAUGUUGCACUGUGCCAAAGCCAUACUGAACACUAUUGUUUUCCACCAGUCUGUUAUUCUUUCCCCCGGCAAUGUCAUGUCACCACCCUGGCGCAUGAGUUGAUAUGGUCUUGAAGUGCAUAAGGGUGGCUCAUGCUAUUCACGCGAAUACUGUAAUAUCCUGUUCGCACGACAUGUAUGUAUAUAUAAUCUCAUUGGGUAGGAGCAGAACUAGACGGGAAGUUUUAUCUUAU
This is a messenger RNA of Aspergillus novofumigatus IBT 16806, 1168 nucleotides long. RefSeq names its product SNARE domain- containing protein. The record is from RefSeq and is a predicted model, not a curated record. The transcript has 4 exons. The coding region runs from base 205 to 720 and encodes 171 amino acids. Lineage: Eukaryota; Fungi; Ascomycota; Eurotiomycetes; Eurotiales; Aspergillaceae. Gene Ontology annotation, biological process: endoplasmic reticulum to Golgi vesicle-mediated transport.